This is a messenger RNA of Scheffersomyces stipitis CBS 6054, 4421 nucleotides long. It is a transcript of the gene MSN5, whose product is annotated as karyopherin. Gene Ontology annotation, cellular component: nucleus; RNA nuclear export complex; cytoplasm. Gene Ontology annotation, molecular function: nuclear export signal receptor activity; RNA binding. The transcript has 2 exons. NCBI's taxonomy places the organism in Eukaryota, Fungi, Ascomycota, Pichiomycetes, Serinales, Debaryomycetaceae. Gene Ontology annotation, biological process: RNA export from nucleus; protein export from nucleus. Bases 592 to 4329 code for a protein of 1245 amino acids. The record is from RefSeq and is a predicted model, not a curated record.
UCAGUUUGACUGUUUUAGCGUCUAUAUUCCGCAAGUUCUGCCAGGAAUCCCGUCACGUGCAAGAUAUCCCCUCGAAAACACGCCGUUCCGCGCAGCUGCCGUUGUUUGAGACAUUUUUUCUGUUUUUCCUCCCAUACAAAAGCUUGAGAAAGGCUUUCCGAUUCGCCAGAAGCCUCUACCCCAUUGUGCCAUUCUCGUAUCACUAAAUUGGCUUGUAAACAUAAGUGUAGUGGUAUACUAUUACAGCAAAGGCUCAGACAGACUAACAGUGUACAUUACUGGACAAUAAUUGUGUUGAAUAGUAAAUUUUUCACGCUUCUUAUUCACUACUAGUGCAGAGUAAUACUUAGUGCAAUUAUUCACCAGAUUAGUAAACGUACCAGAAUAUAGAAUACACUAAAAUCAACACCAUAAUAACAAACCAAUCGGCAGUAUCGUCACCAAAGUCGCAUCAUAUUGGUAUUUCUAACUGUCAAAUAAUCAUCAUAGAUUGAUAUCAUAAUAUCAUAAAUCGUCAUAGCACCAUACAACCAUUUACAUUUGUCAGGUUGAACUACAACUAACAUUCACAUUCUUUUGAUUCAAUCACAGAUGACAAUGGACAGCGGAGGUGUAUCCCAAAUAGUAGCUGCACUCGGCGUAGUAUAUGAGCCCAAGUCUAGCAACGCUCAGCGCCGUGAGGCCCAGGACUUCUUAGAGUCCAUCAAAUCCAACGAUGAGCUGCCAUACUGGGGUUACCAGUUGGCGCUACCAGAGAACAACGGUAAGAAUUACAUCGUGCGUCACUUUGGAUUGUCGCUUCUCCAGAACUCCAUCAAAAGCAAGUAUCAUCUCUUUGACACCACCAAGACAUUGGCUAUCCGCAACUGGGUGGUAGAUUUGAGCAAUAAAAUCCAACAAGACGAUCCGCAUUAUCUCAAGGAGAAGAUUGCUUUUCUCUGGGUAUCCAUAGCCAAACGUAUCUGGGGAUGUUAUUUGAUCAAGGGCUACAAUAAGGAUAACAUUGAAAACUCGCAUCCUCCCGAAAACCACAAUCAUAACGAUAACCAUAAUAAUCUCAAACCGCAAGUCUCAGAACAAGAAGCUUCCGAUGGCUGGGCCAGCAUGGAUGCUGAUCUCUGGAAGUUGUGGAGCCUGGGAUUCACGUGUCGUGAACUAUCUCUCAUCAUCAUUCGCACGCUUUUUGAAGACAUUUAUCUUCUUGACGAUCCCAUUGCUUCUAAAAGAACUAUUAUUCUCAACCAAUUGAGUGUAUUGAUUGUCACACCGUCGUCUAUUCUUGAUGCCAUCUACGAACACAACCCCAAUGUAUCGAUAUGUAAAGCCUUGCCCAACGGUUGGUUUGUAGUUUGGAGCCAGUUUCUCAUUGAGAUUCUCUCCAGCAAUGACUUCAAGAGUAGCACCUGUCAAGCUUUUGUUCCCAAAAUUCUUGCUACGUUCAAGACGUGUUUGCAUUGGGUCCAGCCAGCGGUUUUGCGGUCAGAAAACAUUAUGCAAACACUCAUAAACAUCUUAACAAUCCCUGACGUCAAGUUGAAAACCUUGGCUGUAGACUGCUUGCACAUAUUGUUCACGAGAAGCUACAGCAGCAGCGACGACUUUGAUUUCUUCAUCGGUUCCAUCUUCACCACCGAAGGAGUGUCGAAGUUGAUGCAGUUCUACCAGUCCUUAGAAAUAGACCCAGAUGAUGUAGACGAGCAGGUGUAUUCGCUCUUGAAAAAGACAGUAGAAAUGAUAGUUUCCCUCAGCGAGUACCUCAACAUAUCAUCCAAGAACAAGGUCUCUUGGGAAACGGCUGAUGUCGACAACUACUUGAGACUCGUUUUAGCGACGACAAACCACCCUAGUUUAAUCAUCAGUGGUUUGUCAUUACAGAUGUGGGUUACAAUCUUGCGAUUUGACGAAUUGAGCUCCAAAGAUCCCAUAGUCAAUAGCCUCUUGGAUUUAUUGGAAAUCGCAGCAAAUAGAACGAUAAACUAUACCUACGAUGACAGCAACGUCUCCAAGAAGUUCUUGGAGGUAGAUUUUGAUUCAACUCCGGACGCCAACUCGUUCCUUCAGAACUAUAAGAAGUUUAACGAGGAUAUCGUCAGAAUUACCAUCUGUAAAAAACCCGAAGAAGGAUUGCAAUGGUUGGAAAACAGACUCCAGGCGUUCUUCAGCUCAGAAUUGGGUAGCCAAUGCAUAACCCAGUACAAGCUCGACGAGAAGUCAGAAGCAUUGAACUACGGCACGUCUCAGUUCAACAUCAUCGAAAAUUGCAUAAGGGGCAUUUCCAGAUGGAGAAUCUGGUACAAUGGCGACGACUUUGAAGUUGUCAAUGACCGUUUGAACAAACUUGUAGAAAGUUUAGGUGAAAGGCUUUUGGCCAUGAACAUUGCCUGUCCUCUAUUAAUUAGAAAACAGGUCCAAACCUUGGUUCAAUUUGCUCCACUUCUAAAGGAUGUGAGCCCUUUGAUGUUUCAAGUAUUGGAGAGAAUUCUCACAACAGCAACGUUUGAGUAUCCACCAAAUAUAUCUGACGACGAAAAGGAGUUGAUCAGAGACUUGAGAACAAGUUGUGGCACAGAAUUGAACAGAUUGGCAUAUAUAAUGCCUGAAUCCUUGAAGAAAAUCUUUAACGACUUGGAGAAUGUGGUUGCGAACAUUUUGUCUUCCAAGAAGGUCACCGACCACGAAAAUGUUGCUUUCAAGUCGUUUUUGUUGGUUAUAGCUUCAAGAUCUUCUAUUACAGAUAAAGACGAACUCUUUGCCAAGAUUGUGGACCCAGAAUUGGCAGCCUGGUCAGCGCCAGAAACGGAAAAAGGUCUUAUGGACUUACAUUGGUUUAUGGAAAGAAUGGGUAUAGUAGAAAUAGCAUCAUAUUUCCAAAGCAGAGGCAUCACUGCUACGACAAACCUUUUAGAGGCGAAGAUGGAUGAAGAAGGAAGGCUAUUGAAGAAUAAAUUGAAAGACCAUUGGUCUUCUAUUUUCCCCAUCAGAGCAACAAGAAUCUUCAUCCAGUACAGUAUUGAAAAGUUGGGCCACGAUUCCACCGAGUACUUGAACUUAUUAAAGUUGUGGAAACCGCGCGUUCAGCCUAUCAUUCCGCACAUUCUACAACUCUUGACUCAGAUCCAAGCUUACCAUAAUCCAGAUAACUGGAAAGAAUUACCCGAUGCGGUACAAGCUUUCGUCAGAUACAGUUGCAUGGAAAGAUUCUGGCAACAGGGUGUUUCGAUUCAGUCCAAGGAGACUUUUAUAGAAGAGAAUGUGAAAGCAGCGUUGACGUUAAGAGACUUUGCCGACUCUGUGGGCCAUUUAAUUAGAUAUACCAGAGAGUAUGCGUUCUUGACAAUUGGGUCUUUAUCGCAGUUGGAAGAUACCCUUUACGAAAUUCCUAAUAUCGCAACCAUGAUAUGGAAAGCAGUGGCUGGCGAUACAGUGGGUAUCACUUUACAUAGUUGGAAGCAUAUGAUCAACAGUUGUUUGAGGAGUGUGAUCAAGUUUUGUCCAGUCAAGUAUGUUGAUGUUUUCAUGGCUGAAUUGCUUCCCAAGGCAUUUAUCGAUAUUGAUAAGUUAAUUGUCAGUAGAUGGGAAAAGGUUUACCAGAACGGGUUAAAGUUGCAAGGGAAUGAAGACGACGAAACGUUAUCCGAAGAGAUGAUGGAAGAACAUAUGUUGAGGCAAUUGACAGCUACCGUGGUUCGUUUCUUGAUGGAUGUUGUGAGUCAGUACAAUUCCAAAACCACUACCGACACACAAUUUGCUUGUCGUAGACUCAUUAUUGAGAAUAAGGAAGUGAUGGCUCCGUUCCUACAGAUCUGUUGUCAUAUAAUCAUGUUCAAAGACACCAAGUGUUCAUUCAACACCAUCUUGGUUGUCAGAAAUGUGUUACUGGAUAUUCUCUUGCGAGACGAUGAAGUAGACAAAUUUUUGUGUGACCACUUGAUGAAGGCACUCUUGCAUGUAUUGAUGGAUGACUACUUUGUAGAAACCCAUGGAGAAGCCGCUAUAGCUUUGACUUCAUUGUAUUGUACUUUGAGAUCCAAAAACGACUAUCCAGCUAGGGUCAUGAUCCAAUACUUGCCCAACAUCACCACACAUCACGUGAGCAACUUUGAGUCGUUGUUGGUCAGCUCCAAGUCGUUGAAGCACCAGAGAGCUGCUUUGCUUGAGUUGGUCAGAAUAGCCAAGGAAGUUGCUGACGACUUUGACGACAUGGACAAACGUAAGAAACAACUUGAAGCAGCCUCUAUUUCCAGGAAGAAAAAGACAAACGGUGUAGACGUUAUGAACGAUCCAUUUACAGAAAGUGGCGCCUUAAACAACUUAUUUGGGGAAGAAUGAAUUAGAUAGCAUCCGUAUGAAUUUAUGGAGUCAGCAUUUAUUGAUGAGUCCAACUGUGUAUAUAUUUAAAUGUAUUAAUAGUAAGUUGUUGU